Vombatus ursinus (common wombat) is the source of this 1921-nucleotide messenger RNA. RefSeq names its product atlastin GTPase 3 (gene ATL3). Gene Ontology annotation, biological process: endoplasmic reticulum organization; protein homooligomerization. The transcript has 14 exons. The record is from RefSeq and is a predicted model, not a curated record. Gene Ontology annotation, molecular function: GTP binding; GTPase activity. The coding region runs from base 197 to 1768 and encodes 523 amino acids. Lineage: Eukaryota; Metazoa; Chordata; Mammalia; Diprotodontia; Vombatidae.
CGCCCUUCCCCUGCCGCCCGGGCUGAUGAGGAGGCGGCUCCAUGUUUUCUUUUCUGCGAGCGGCGGCGGCCUCGACAGAAAGCGGGGAGAACACAGGACCAACUGAAAAAGCGGGCCAGGAUUCAGCAGGUGUUGUCUACUCCUAGUAUUUGGCCUUUCAACAGCAGCAGCACAACAAUAGCACAGUGGUGACGUCAUGGAGCCCCCGAAGCCCGGCCCCAUACAGAUCAUCUUGGUGAACAAAGAGCAGCAUUCUUUUGAGCUGAAUGAGAAGGCCUUGACCAAGAUUCUCUUGCAAGACCACAUCAGGGACCUUGAUGUGGUCGUGGUGUCAGUAUCUGGAGCCUUCCGCAAGGGCAAGUCUUUUUUUCUGGACUUCUUGCUUCGCUACAUGUACAGCCAGAAGGAAGGUAGCCGUCUGCACUGGUUGGGUGACAAAGAUGAACCGCUAACAGGAUUUUCAUGGCGAGGGGGUUCUGACCCUGAAACCACUGGAAUUCAGAUCUGGAGUGAAAUUUUCACUGUGGAGAAGCCUGAUGGGAAAAAGGUUGCCUUGAUUUUGAUGGACACUCAAGGUGCAUUUGACAGCCAUUCAACGGUGAAGGACUGUGCCACCAUAUUUGCCCUCAGUACCAUGAUGAGCUCUGUCCAGAUUUUUAAUUUGUCCCAGAACAUUCAGGAGGAUGAUCUACAGCAGUUGCAGCUGUUCACAGAAUAUGGCCGUCUGGCAAUGGAUGAAAUUUCCCAGAAGCCCUUCCAGAUGCUGAUGUUUUUGGUUCGAGAUUGGAGCUGCCCAUACGAGUAUAGCUAUGGCCUUGAGGGAGGAAUGGCAUUUCUGGAGAAGCGCUUGCAGGUGAAGCAGCAGCAGCACGAGGAAAUCCAGAAUGUACGGAAUCAUAUCCGCUCGUGCUUCACCGAUGUCAGCUGCUUUCUCCUGCCACACCCAGGGCUGCAGGUGGCCACCAGCCCCACCUUUGAUGGAAGGCUGAAAGACAUCGCGCCUGAAUUCAAAGAACAGUUAGAGGUGCUGAUACCAUUUGUGUUAGAUGCAAGCAGGUUAAUGGAAAAGGAGAUCAGCGGCUCCAAAGUCACCUGUCGGGGUCUGCUGGAGUAUUUUAAGGCGUACAUUAAGAUUUACCAAGGAGAAGGUCUGCCUCACCCCAAAUCAAUGCUUCAGGCCACUGCGGAAGCCAACAAUUUAGCUGCUGCGGCAUCUGCCAAGGACAUGUAUUAUAACAACAUGGAAAAGGUCUGUGGAGGGGAGAAGCCCUACCUGGCGUCCGAAGUGUUGCGGGAGAAGCACGAAGAGUUCCGGAAGCAGGCCAUCGAGCAGUUUAAGAAGAGCAAGAAAAUGGGGGGCAAGGAGUUCAGCCUGCGGUACCAGAGCGAGCUGGACCGGGACAUCGAGGUGCUGUACAGCCACUUCAUCAAGCACAACAGCAGCAAGAACGUGUUCAGCUCCUUCCGCACGCCGGCCGUGCUCUUCAGCCUGAUCGUCGUCCUCUACGUGGGCUCGAGCUUCGCCGGCUUCCUGGGCCUCACCUCGGUCACCCAGCUCUGCAACUGCUUGCUGGGCUUGCUGCUCAUCUCCCUGCUGACCUGGGGCUACAUCCGCUACUCUGGCCAGUACCGCGAGCUGGGUGGCGCCAUCGACUCCAGCACGGCCUUCGUCCUGGAGCAGGCAUCCUCUUGCAUGAAUCAUUCCACUCAGGAGGCUGUCGGGGAGGAGGGGUCCAGGAGACCAUCUGUGGAUAAAAAGUGCCAGUGAAGCGGGGAGCUGGCCCACACGUGCCAAGCCGCCGCGGCCGAGGCGGGCCUUCUGCAGCAUCCCGAGUGUGCCUGAGUGGGGCGUCAUCCUGGAAGCCUCGAAAUGCAGUUCUGUAAUAAAUGGAGCAGACAUUUGCCUGUGGCUUAAACCCAC